CAGAGGUAUUUUUUGUAGUCAGACUGAAGCCGAGCAGGCAGAGUGAGAACGCCAGACAGAGGGGGAAGCGGCUAACAGUUGAUAAACUACUAGAAACUAACUGGUCAAAAUGACAUCCAUGCUGAUGAACUCUCUGCGGAACUGCCCGGUGAACUGCGCCUGGGCAGUGCAGUUUGCCGCUCGCUCUCUUAGUACAUCAUCUCAAAUGCACGCAACAGCCAAGAGCAAGAAGAGCCUUGCGAAACCUGGCGUGAAGAACAUAGUGCUGGUGGAAGGAGUGAGGACUCCCUUCCUGCUGUCUGGCACCUCGUAUGCUGAUCUUAUGCCUCAUGACCUUGCCAGAGCAGCCUUACAGGGUCUCCUGACAAAGACCGGCAUCUCUAAAGACAUGGUGGACUACAUCAUUUAUGGCACGGUCAUCCAGGAGGUCAAGACCAGCAACGUGGCCCGGGAGGCAGCUCUUGGUGCAGGUUUUUCAGAGAAGAUCCCUGCCCACACUGUCACCAUGGCUUGCAUAUCUUCCAACCAGGCCAUGACCACAGGUGUGGGGCUUAUUGCAGCAGGCCAGUGUGACGCUAUCGUGGCUGGCGGCGUGGAGUUCAUGUCCGACGUUCCCAUUCGUCACAGCCGCAAGAUGAGGAAAACCAUGCUGUCCCUCAACAAGGCCAAGACUCUCGGAGCCAGGCUAUCCCUGCUCGGCUCCAUCCGGCUUGCCCACCUGAACCCUGAGCUGCCUGCGGUGGCUGAGUUCUCCACAGCCGAGACCAUGGGCCACUCGGCCGACCGGCUGGCGGCGGCAUUUGGCGUGACGAGGCAGGAGCAGGACGACUUCGCUCUGCGCUCACACGGCCUCGCCAAGAAGGCCCAGGAUGCCGGGCUGCUUAGCGACGUCAUCAGCUUCAAAGUGCCCGGUAAGGACAUUGUGUCCAAGGACAAUGGCAUUCGCCCGAGCUCCAAAGAACAGAUGGCCAAGCUGAAGCCAGCCUUCGUCAAACCCCACGGCACAGUUACCGCUGCCAACUCCUCCUUCCUGACCGACGGUGCCUCUGCUGUUCUCAUCAUGUCUGAAGAGAAAGCCUUGGCCAUGGGAUUCAAGCCGAAAGCCUACCUCAGAGACUUUGUGUACGUGUCUCAGGAUCCCAAAGAUCAGCUCCUGCUGGGGCCCACCUAUGCCACUCCUAAAGCUCUGGAACGCAGCGGACUAACCAUGGAUGACAUUGACGUUUUUGAGUUCCACGAGGCCUUUGCUGGCCAGAUCAUGGCCAACCUAAAAGCCAUGGAUUCUGACUGGUUUGCCCAAACCUACAUGGGAAGAAAAACUAAGGUGGGCACCCCUCCCAUGGAGAAGUUCAACACAUGGGGCGGUUCUCUCUCUCUGGGUCACCCAUUCGGUGCCACGGGCUGCAGGCUGGUCACCACCGUUGCCCAUCGGCUGCAGAAGGAGGGCGGGCAGUACGGCCUGGUGGCAGCAUGCGCCGCUGGAGGACUGGGACACGCCAUGGUGAUUGAAGCUUAUCCCCAGUGAAGCGGAGACAAACUGAAGCCAUUUUUACCCCCCACCACACACAUGUACGCGCUACAGAAGGAGACUCUGUAAAUAAAACCGACCGAAUUGCCUUUGAGGAGAGAACUCUCUCGCUGUACUGCUGGGACAUGGAUGUAAUUUAUGAAGGCGUAUUGUAGCCGUAAGAACACUAUGUAAGUGUUUCAGUAUGAGCCUUAGGAUGGGUACGAAGCCGCAUGCAGACAUUAAGCACUUAACUUCCGUCGGGUUAGGACAUCAAUGAUAACUUAACAGUGAUUAAUGUCACCACAAGUGCAAGUUUUUGUGCCUUCACCUAAUCUGUGCUAUGCUUCUGUUUCUUUUGUAAUGAAAUUGUGAAAAUUAUCUGAUUAAAAUAUCUGUAUUAAAAUAGUAA
Messenger RNA from Alosa sapidissima (American shad), 1919 nucleotides. RefSeq names its product hydroxyacyl-CoA dehydrogenase trifunctional multienzyme complex subunit beta (gene hadhb). The transcript is spliced from 16 exons. Bases 110 to 1525 code for a protein of 471 amino acids. Lineage: Eukaryota; Metazoa; Chordata; Actinopteri; Clupeiformes; Clupeidae. The record is from RefSeq and is a predicted model, not a curated record. Gene Ontology annotation, molecular function: acyltransferase activity, transferring groups other than amino-acyl groups. Gene Ontology annotation, biological process: fatty acid beta-oxidation.